Messenger RNA from Scomber scombrus (Atlantic mackerel), 7593 nucleotides. Its product is annotated as diacylglycerol kinase zeta-like. Gene Ontology annotation, cellular component: nucleus. Bases 325 to 4311 code for a protein of 1328 amino acids. Gene Ontology annotation, biological process: regulation of synaptic transmission, glutamatergic; lipid phosphorylation; diacylglycerol metabolic process. The record is from RefSeq and is a predicted model, not a curated record. Lineage: Eukaryota; Metazoa; Chordata; Actinopteri; Scombriformes; Scombridae. The transcript has 37 exons. Gene Ontology annotation, molecular function: ATP-dependent diacylglycerol kinase activity; protein binding.
CACUCACUAUACACCAGGUUUUGGUGUGAGCUCGGCAGUUAAACAGAUGAGAAAAAAGAAUGGAAGAACGGAUGGAUACUUCUCUCUUGCUUUUUCAGCAUUUCUAAAGGAAGACUGAAGAGAAGGAGAGGAGCUGGAACAUCAUCUCAUACUGGCUUUUACAGUCUCCUUGUUGCAUGGAUAUUAGAACGUCAUCUGACCUGCUAUCUGACCUUUUUACCAGACAGGGAAUAGACACUGCUAUGUUCAUCACUCAGUCAUAUCUUAUCAGAAGCCACAUAACAUUUGUCAUACAUCCCAUAUUCUAUCACACUUGAAGACAAAAUGGAUUUAUUUUUCCAGCGUCAUUUCCGUCGUCGCCAACAAAGACAGAAGCAUGCUGCUGCUGUCCGUCAGCCUGGUCCUGCAGUUCCAACCAGUAAAGCCAGGAGGCGCUCUAGUGUUGGUCUACCCUCUGUAGCAUUGCUGCAAAGCAGACGCUCCUCUGUUGGUUUACCUCCAGUUUGUAAUGAUCAGCGCAGACGCCCCAGUGUUGGCUUACUGGUGGCCAGUGGACAGAGGCGACAGUCCAUUAUAGACACAGGAUUAUCAAGGACAAGUGAACAAGUGGAAGACCUUGGAAGAGGAGCUCAUAGAGCAGAUGUAGCCACCAAGAGAGGAGGGAGGACAGUUCAGUAUACAAAUCACCAUGCACGUCGUCCCUCUGCCACCGUCUCCUGUGUACAUCGAGGUCUGGCGGUGCGAUAUAGAGGCCCUUCCAAAGUAAAAUCCAUUGAACCUCAUUUACUUGGAUCCUCUAUGUUACUUGCGAGUGUAGUCCAGAUGGGCAGAGGAGGGAAAGAGAAGGAAAAGGAAGAAUUAGAUGUCUCUCUGUACUCCUGCUCUGAGUCAGAUGGAGAGGAAGGGAGUGAUGAAGAAGUGGAAAACAGAGCUGGUGGAAUCAAAGAUGUGAGGCCUACCUCUCAGAUGCAGUUAACCCAGGCAGUUGUUGUGGAAAGCAUUAAAGCCCGUCCCUUACUCCGCCCUCCUCGCUGUCUGAGACGGAACUCCUCCCACCUCCUCCCGUCAGACUCUGUCUAUCGGAGCAGUGACACAAGUUAUGGAGUUCAUGGCCGAUUUAAUCACAGAAGGUCAAAUCAAGUUCCCUGGACUUUAAAUAAACCCAUCCAGACUUCCACCACCAGCCCCAGUCUGUGUCAGCUGGCUUCAGCAGGUCUGAGCUCUGAUCCUGGGGCUCCAGAAACAGACGUGCCCUCCUCUGGGUCUACACUCCAUAAAAGCUGUUCUUCACCACUGGCGGGACCAGAGGGAAUGAUAUACUAUGAUCCAUAUCUGGAAUCAUGGGAGAACUUCCUGUCGAAAGCGAUAGCCAAGUCUGGCUUGCACCAUCUGCCCUGUCAGCCCAGUACAUCAUCUCUCAGCAGAACAGACCCAGAAGCAAGUAUCCGCAGUACUGUGGACUGGACUGAGUUGGCUCUUUAUGGAGAUCAUAUCUGGUUUGAGACAAAUGUGUCUGGAGACUACUGUUAUGUGGGAGAACAACACUGUAUUGCCAGAGCACUGCAAAAGUCAGUCAGCCGAAGGAAGUGUGCUGCCUGUAAGAUAGUUGUCCACACCAUCUGUAUAGAACAAUUGGAGAAGUUUCCAAGCUCUAGAGCCAUUCUGUUGGAUGCUGCCCUGCCCCUCAAUGACCCCAGCUUUAGAAUUAAUUUCAGGUGUAAACCGUCUUUCAGGGAAUCAGGCUCUCGGAACAUUCGAGAGCCCAAUGUGGUGCGUCAUCACUGGGUGCAUCGGAGACGGCAAGAAGGCAAAUGUAAACAAUGUGGGAAGGGCUUCCAGCAGAAGUUUGCUUUCCACAGUAAGGACAUUGUUGCCAUCAGUUGUUCCUGGUGCAAACAGGCUUACCACAACAAAGUUUCUUGCUUCAUGCUGCAGCAAAUUGAGGAGGCUUGUCCAAUAGGAGCCCACGCUGCCCUCAUAGUUCCACCCACAUGGAUCAUUCGGAUCCGGCGUCACCAGUCAUCUAUGAAGUCGAGUAAGAAGAAGAAGAGAACGUCGUUUAAGAGGAAAAGCAGCAAGAAAGGAGCUGAGGAGGGCCGACAGUGGAGGCCAUUUAUAAUCCGACCCAUCCCUUCACCACUGAUGAAACCAGUGCUGGUGUUUGUCAACCCUAAGAGUGGAGGAAACCAGGGCACUAAGAUCCUCCAGUCCUUCAUGUGGUAUCUGAACCCUAGACAGGUGUUUGACCUGAGCCAAGGAGGUCCGAAGGAGGGCCUGGAGCUUUAUCGUAAAGUUCAUAAUCUGAGGAUUCUGGCAUGUGGCGGAGAUGGAACUGUGGGCUGGAUUCUGUCUUGUCUUGAUGAAUUAGCUCUAAACCCUCAACCUCCUGUUGCUGUGUUACCACUUGGGACAGGAAAUGACCUAGCCCGGACCCUCAACUGGGGAGGGGGCUAUACAGAUGAACCUCUGUCUAAGAUCCUGUCCCAUGUCGAGGAUGGAACUGUUGUGCAGCUAGACAGAUGGAAUCUACAAGUUGAACCAAACCAGGGUCUAGGGGCUGAAGCAGAUGAACAACAAACUGAUAAGCUUCCUCUAGAUGUGUUCAACAAUUACUUCAGUCUUGGAUUCGACGCUCAUGUGACUCUAGAGUUCCAUGAGUCAAGAGAGGCCAACCCAGAGAAGUUUAACAGUCGUUUUAGGAAUAAGAUGUUCUAUGCUGGGACGGCAUUCUCUGAUUUCCUGAUGGGAAGCUCCAAAGACCUGUCAAAGCACAUCAAAGUGGUGUGUGACGGGACAGAUUUAACAUCAAAGGUUCAGGACUUGAAGCUGCAGUGUCUGGUGUUCCUCAACAUCCCCAGGUACUGUGCAGGUACUACACCUUGGGGUAACCCCAGUGAACAUCAUGACUUUGAACCUCAGCGCCAUGAUGAUGGAUACAUCGAGGUCAUUGGAUUCACCAUGACAUCACUGGCUACUCUCCAGGUUGGAGGUCAUGGCGAGAGGUUGAACCAGUGUAGAGAAGUAACUCUCACCACUACAAAACCUCUUCCAGUACAGGUGGAUGGUGAACCAUGCAGACUUGCUCCCUCAGUCAUCCACAUCAGCCUCAGAAACCAGGCUAACAUGAUUCAGAAAACUAAACGACGGACGUCACUACCACACCUCAAUGACCAGCAGCCGGUCCCAGAGAGGCUGAGGAUCAGAGUCAGCAGGAUCAGUAUGACGGACUAUGAGGCUCUGCACUAUGACAAGGACAAGCUACGGCAAGCAUCCAUUCCUCUGGGACUGAUCGUGGUUCCUGGUGACAGCGACUUGGAAACCUGCAGAGAACACAUCCAGCGUUUGCAGGAGGAGGAAGCAGCCAAGCCAAAGAUUCUUUCCUCGCAGAGACUGUCGCCAAAAUGGUGUUUCUUGGACUCUACGACAGCAGAUCGUUUCUACAGGAUAGACCGAGCCCAGGAACAUCUAAACUACGUAUCAGAAAUCUCCCAAGAAGAGAUCUUCAUUCUGGACCCUGAACUGGUUGUUAUGACGACUGUCGGCACCUCACCCACAACAAUGCCUGACCUGGUUAACCCUGCUUCCAGCCUGGUAAACAAUAGGGAAAGCAGCUCAAAUCAGACCUCCAAUGAUGUCUGUGUCUAUCCUGUGGCCUCUUCUUCUUCUUCUUCUUCUUCACCGUCAUCCUCUGCUACCAGUUCCUCCCAGAGGCAGCGAGUGAACAGUGACAGCUGUGCAACUGAAGCUUUAACACACAACACAACACAUGUGGCCAGCAAACUCAGCAGGGCGGGCUGCAUCCAUCGUUCCAACACCACAGCUGCUGAUUUUAAACCAAGAUUGAGACAGGAAAAUAGCCAAAUGACGAGUGAAAAAGAGAAAGAGAGAGAACAAGAGAUGGUGAUUGAUUGUGUGAAGAACAAGGAUGUGAAGAAGCUGCAAGAGCUGCACCUGAACGGUUCUGACCUCAAAGUGCUGGACCAAUCAGGCUGCAGUUUGCUGCACCAUGCUGUCAGUACAGGAAGCAAGGAGAUGGUCCGCUACAUCCUGGACAAUGCUCCAAAUGACCUGCUUGAUGUCACAGAAAAACUACAUGGGGAGACGGUUCUUCAUAGAGCUGCUUCUCUAUGCCACAGGACCAUCUGUCAUUAUCUGGUUGAAGCAGGAGCCUCACUGAUGAAAACAGACCUACAGGGUGAUACUCCUAAGAACAGGGCAGAGAAGGCUCAUGAUGCUGAGCUGGCAGCAUAUCUGGAAAACAGACAGCAUUACCAGAUGAUACAGAGAGAGGACCAGGAAACAGCUGUCUGAAACUGUUGAACUAUAUACGAACAGGAUGUGGAUGAAGAAACUGCUUUUUUCUGGCUGCAGACCAAGUGUGAAGCCGUGCCAAAUCUGAUUGAAAUGUGCAUUUAAUAAUGAUUACAGCAGAGAUUAUAAUGAUGAUGGUAAUAACUUUAAGUCAGUGGAUGUUAAUGUUCAUUAGUGUGAAGAGAAAGAGUAAGCUUAUUAGAAGUUUGUUAAGUCAUUCCUUUGCAGUUUGAGUAAUACAAAGUGACAGUAAAAUGAGGAAAAUGGAACACUGGAAGAAUAAGAAAUUAAGUUCUGAUUUUAUGGGCAGUUUCAGAUUUAGUCUUCAAAUGCCAUUCAUAUCAAAUAUAUUCAGAGGACUAUAUAUUUUAACUGUGACCAUUUACAAUAAACUAGUGAUGAUGAAAUGUGUUAUGGUAUCACUAUCAGUUACUACAUUUAGUCUGCACAUGCUACAUAUUUAGUCCAGUCUGCAAUUUUCAAUUCAAACCAAAAUGUAAAGUUUAUCUGGGGUGUGGCAUUAGUGUCUGAAAGGCUUCAUUAAAAUGUUUCUCCUUGGGAGAUUUAAUGACAAUUUUUAUAUUAUAUCAGGAAAUAUCUGUGAGUGCUGUUUAGCUGUUUUGACCUGGCCCUAGUGGAGACUAUUGAAUGUCCUACAUAUAGUAGAAACAUCUGGGCAGUAUGAAUGUGCUGAGUUAAUUUAAUGGCAACCUGCACAUAAUAUUUGAUGUUUUACCCCAAUGAUUGAAUUGACUGAAUGAUUGAACAGUUCCUCUUGCCUGUACUGUAUGAUUGAAUGUCAGAGGUGAAAUUCUGGGCUGAGAUGUCUUCACACUAAUAACUAAUAAUGUAUCCAAAACAGUUCAAACAUGUUAUAAAACUUUCCAUCAUGAAAGGCCAGUAAAGUCCAUAAAGUCAUACAUUUUGGAUCAAAUGAAUGCAAGUACUUAAAUAAUUAAAAUGAAAUGUUAAAUUAUUGUGUUAGAGUUUGCACCAAUAAGGAUCAAGUGUCAAAUCAUGGAUCAUUAUCAUAUUUCGUUGUGCUAAAGCUAAAACAAGCUAAGUUAAAGCUUAAGCUUGUUUUUAUCUAAAGGUAAGACAAGCACACAUUUUCUCCUCUUAAAAACUUCUCAUUGGCACUCCACACCAGAUUCAGUCAUCCCCCAGACUGCAACUCACCUUUUACAGACAGGACGUGCCCCUUUUCUCCCAAUCACUAAUCUCAGUGUUAGGUUUGACCUUGACUUUUGAUGAUCACAUCUACACAAAACCUCUUUCUACCAUCUCAAAACUAUCUCCAAACUCCACCCCUCUCGAAUCCUGCCAGAUGAAGAGAAACUUGUUCAUACCUUUAUCUCCUCCAGGCUGGACUACACCUCCACCUGCACCCUCAGAUCUGCCAGCUGCCAGCAGCUUGCUCCUACAGUCCCCAGUAAUAAGUUCUGCACUAUAGGGGAACAGGCCUUCUGCUCUGCUGCACCACGCUUGUGGAACAGCCUUCCUAACCAUCUGAGGGGCAGCACAGACCCCAGACUCUUUCAAAAUGGCCUAAAAACAUUUCUAUUCAGGAACGCUAAUUCUUCUUAAAUCUUAUUACAAUUUUCUUUAUGUUGAGUGUUCACUAUGAAUGAAAAGUGCAGUACAAAUUAAAUGCAUAUUUAUUAUUACUAUAUGAAGGUAUAGUACACACAUCAUUAUAGCACUGAAUAGCAGCAGCUCAUCUCACUGAUGGUGUUUUGAGACUGAUUUGUGAGGAACAUUUGGGUUUUGCAUACACUUUUGGACACACCAACAAAAUCAGGGAUCUUUCAAUAUUAAACUCAAAUCUGUUUUCAGCCUCAUUCUUCGUUUAAUCCUUUGAAACGUCAACACAUUUCAGACUGAAGCCUUCAUUUAAUUGACACGUCUUUCAAUACUUAUGUCCCAUUUUCAGAAAGCCGGAAGAGAGAAAUAAUAAUAAUACAUUUUCACUCCGAAAUGAACGUCUCACACAAGUUAUAUGAAAACAACUUUCAUCUUCAUCUUCCAGCACUGCUGAUCAGAUAAGUCAAAUCAAGCAGAGGAGGAAACAUCUGGCAAAUGUACAAAAUUGUGCCUGAUCAGGAGAGGCUGAGAUGCUGCAAAAGUCUUCUUUUCAUCCCUUAAAAUAACAGAUUCUUCCAUUGAAACAGCAAGAGACAAAAACAAUGGAGACGUGCACAGCUACGUUUUAGUGAUAAUAAUACAAACUCAAUAACUGGCAUGCCCCGACUGUCAGAAACUUAGCAGGAUCAUGUCAAGAGGGAGCUGAAGAAGCAUGUUGUGCGUAAACAUCUAAUCCUAAAUAUGAUCAAAGCCAAGAUUAUACUCAAAACAUAUUCCCCCAGGGUCUGUGCGCAGCAGAAAAUCAUACACCAGUGGUUUACUAUAUAUACUCUUCACAUGUACUUUGAGAAGCCUUACAUUCAGGAGAACUUUCUGUCCCUCUGCUCGUUAUGGCAGCUCAAACAUGCACUUCAAAAUAUUUUUUUAAAUCAAAUAUUUCAGAAAUACCUUUUGUUUGCAUUGCCACAUCACUGGCAACCAGUUUUUGAUGACAUCAAUGAUAUGCAAGAGCUUAGAAGAAGAGUAAUGAUAACAUCACUGAACAAUCCAGUGAAUUCCCAGUUUAUGUCCAUUCAGAAAGUUACAAUGCUGGUUGAUCAGAAUAAAGAGAGACUAGGAGUAGGAGUGACUAGCUGGACUUUCAGACCUCAGCUCUGUUUUUGGAGCCACAUUCCUUCAAUGUGUGAUGCACACUGCUUUGAUGAAUUUUCAAUCAUAGUUCUAGAAAGUUUUUGUGGGUUUCUGAGGGUUUGAUGAUUUCUCUUUAAUCUUUGUACAGUAAAUUAUUACAAUAUACUCUGACUUUCAUUUACGUUCCUCAUCUGCUGGCACAGCAACUGCCAAAUAUUGAUAAACCAAAAAGCUCAAAGCUCAAACUAGCUUCACAUUUAGAGGGUUUUUUUCUGUUUUGUUUGUGAAAGUUAGCAGUUGAACUGUGUCUGUGUGUUCAGAUUAGCUUUGCACUGACAGUAAACGCUUGCAUGUACUACAAUGCAAUGAUGUAAAGCAGGUUGAGUUUUUGUUUUCCUUCACAUCUGUGGCCAAUCUUUGUUCUCUCAUGUUUAUGACAUUGUUUUUGGGUAAAUUCAUUAGUGUGAAAUAUUUUAAAUGUUCUUUCUAUUUCUUAAUUUGUUUUUAAGUUGAUUGAUAUUUGUAGAUAAAUAUGAAGAAAAUAAAAGAAGGCAGUAUAUUUGAUAA